GUCAAAGUCAUGGUGCGCAUUUCUUCCACGCUUGCCAGAGACACAUCCGAGUCCAGCUCUUUCUUAAAAGUUGACCCCCGUAAGAAGCAAAUCACACUGUAUGACCCAUUGGCCUGUGGAGGUCAGAAUGCUUUCCAGAAAAGGGGCAACCAGGUUCCACCCAAGAUGUUUGCUUUCGAUGCAGUUUUCCCCCAAGAUGCAUCACAGGCUGAAGUAUGUGCUGGAACAGUGGCUGAGGUGAUCCAGUCUGUGGUCAAUGGGGCAGAUGGCUGCGUGUUCUGCUUUGGCCAUGCCAAGCUUGGAAAGUCAUACACCAUGAUCGGGAAGGAUGAUUCCAUGCAAAACCUUGGCAUAAUCCCUUGUGCCAUCUCCUGGCUCUUCAAGCUGAUUAAUGAACGCAAAGAGAAGACAGGAGCCCGCUUCUCAGUCCGAAUCUCUGCAGUGGAAGUGUGGGGGAAAGAAGAAAAUCUGAGAGACCUGUUGUCAGAAGUGGCUACAGGCAGCCUGCAAGAUGGCCAGUCCCCAGGUGUCUACCUUUGUGAAGACCCCAUUUGUGGCAUGCAGCUUCAGAAUCAGAGUGAGCUCCGUGCCCCUACAGCAGAGAAGGCUGCGUUCUUCCUCGAUGCCGCCAUCGCCUCGCGUCGCAGCAGCCAGCGGGACUGUGACGAGGAGGAUCACCGCAACUCCCACAUGCUCUUCACUCUGCACAUCUACCAGUACCGCAUGGAGAAGAGUGGCAAAGGCGGAAUGUCUGGAGGUCGCAGCCGCUUGCACCUGAUCGACCUGGGUAGCUGCGUGAAAGUGCUCAGCAAAAACCGGGAGGGAAGCUCUGGCCUCUGUCUCUCAUUGUCAGCGCUGGGGAACGUCAUCCUUGCCCUUGUCAAUGGAAGCAAACAUAUCCCGUACAAAGACAGCAAGCUCACCAUGUUGCUUCGGGAGUCCUUGGGGAAUAUGAACUGCCGCACCACAAUGAUAGCUCACAUUUCAGCUGCUGCGGGGAACUAUGCUGAGACACUGUCCACCAUCCAGAUUGCAUCAAGGGUCCUCAGGAUGAAGAAAAAGAAAACUAAGUAUACAUCAAGUUCUUCUGGAGGAGAGAGCUCUUGUGAGGAGGGCAGGAUGCGGAGGCCAACCCAGCUGAGACCUUUUCAUUCUAGAAACACCGUUGACCCAGACUUCCCUAUUUUGCAUUUAUCAAGUGAUCCUGAUUAUUCGUCCAGCAGUGAGCAGUCGUGUGACACAGUGAUUUACGUUGGCCCCAAUGGCACUGCCCUUUCUGAUAAGGAACUGACAGAUAAUGAGGGUCCCCCUGACUUUGUUCCCAUAGUUCCUGCUCUGCAAAAGACCAAAAACGAGGGCAGGUUGGAGGAAGUUAGUGAAUCAGGGCCCAGCACGUCUGAAAGAGACUGCCUGAAGUGCAACACCUUUGCAGAGCUCCAGGAGAGGCUGGAUUGCAUAGACGGCAGUGAAGAGACCGACAAAUUUCCCUUUGAAGAGAUGCCUGCUCAAUUUAGCUCAGACCAGAUGUCUAAGUGCUCUGUCUCAAGCCAGCUGGCAGAGCUUAGCCACUUACCAGAGUCAGAUAAGGAAGAUACAAUGCCAGAAUGUCAGCAUCCUGAUCGAGAAGCCAAGGAAAAUAUAAAUGCAACACCCAGCAAAACUAAGAGAAAUCACUCCCCUGUUCCUUCUGGAGCUCUCGCUAAUGUUUCGACUCCUUCUUCUCCCAGGAGUGUAACAGGCAGCUCUAGUAAAGAGCUUAGCUCUUGCCAGCUAGCACACAGCACCAGCUUGCAGAGCAGCAGAGAAAGCCUCAACACCUGUGGAUUUGUGGAAGGCAAACCUAGGCCAAUGGGUUCACCCCGGCUUGGCAUUGCGAGCCUCUCAAAGACAUCUGAGUACAAGCCACCAACUUCUCCUUCCCAGAGGUGCAAGGUCUAUACACAGAAAGGAGUCCUGCCCAGCUCUACACCCCCACCAGUUUCCCUGAGUAAGCAUACUGGGAUGACAUCUAGUGAAUCUUUGCUGCAGCCAGAAAUCCGGACCCCACCUGUAGGCAUGAGCCCUCAGAUCAUGAAGAAGUCAGUGUCUUCCAGCAAUGGGGAUUUUGAAGAGACCAUUCUUGAUGAAGAUCAACAACAAAGCAUUUCUUCAGAAUGCAAGAAGGAGAUUCUGAGCACCACCAUGGUGACUGUGCAGCAACCGUUAGAGCUGAAUGGAGAGGAUGAGCUGGUGUUCACCCUUGUAGAAGAGCUAACCAUUAGUGGGGUCCUUGACAAUGGGCGCCCAACCAGUAUUAUCAGUUUCAACAGUGACUGCUCUGUGCAGGCUUUGGCCUCUGGGUCUAGGCCAGUCAGUAUUAUCAGCAGCAUAUCUGAAGAUCUGGAAUGUUACUCCAGUGCAGCUCCUGUGUCUGAAGUCAGCAUCACACAGUUCCUUCCACUUCCAAAGUUGGGUCUGGAUGACAAAUCCCAGGAUGAUGGCAGCAGGCGCUCAUCCAUCAGCUCAUGGUUGAGUGAAAUGAGCACAGGGAGUGAUGGUGAACAGUCGUGCCACAGCUUCAUAGCCCAGGCAUGCUAUGGGCAUGGGGAAGCAAUGGCAGAACCCCCUGUCUCUGAGUUUGCAAGCACCAUACAAAGUGCCAGCAUGAUUUGUGUAAGUGACAAACAGAAGCCAGUGACUGACAACAUGCUUAUACUGUCGGAAAUGGGGGAGGAAGCUUUCGGCAAAGUGCCACCCAUCAAAGGCUGUAAAAUAUCAGCUUUAGGGAAGACUACCGUCACAAUCAAAAACACCGCAAGCCUCAGCAGCUGUGAAGGCUACAUCCCAAUGAAGACAAACAUUACUGUUUAUCCAUGUAUUGCCGUUAAUCCCUUCAAAGCACAAGACACUGAUGCUGUGCCGGCAGUAACUGCAGACCCAAAGGUUGCUCAUCCCCAUGAUACGAAAGAAUCCAAUGCUAAGAAGGAUAUCACGUUUGAAGACCCUUGGCUGAAGAGAGAAGAAGAUAUAAAAAAGGAUAGCUCUGGGGGCAGUGAUGGGCCAAGGCCUGACGUGGCCACAGUUUCAGCCAAGCCCGAACAGAGCACAAAGCAGUCCUCGGCGGACAGGUUCAGUAGCAGCAGCAGCAGCGGGGAUGCCUCUAUCUCCCCAGGAUCUGACAGUCUAAAAAGAAUUGUGGAUGGGUGUGAGGUGGCAGCAGCCGGCUCUACAACCCAAAGUCCUGUUCAUUCCAGUGACGGCUUGAAGAGCAGCAGCCUCCCCCGAGGGCUCCCGAAGGCGAGCAAACUGGAGGAGCCCGACAGUCACCUCCAUCCUACUGCCACCGACAGCAGUGCAGUCGGGUCUCCUGCCCUCCCCCAGUUUUCUAAGGCUAGCCUUGACAAGAAAAUGGCCUCUCCCAAACACUGCGUCCUUGCUCGUCCCAAAGGGACCCCUCCUCUGCCACCAGUGAGAAAGUCAAGCUUGGAUCAGAAGAACAGAGAAAGCCACUACGAGUGUUUGUCGCUGGAAAGAGCGGAAAGCCUGUCCUCUGUGACCUCCAAAAUGAGCCCUGGCAAAGACACCACCAUGCCCAGGGCUGGAAGGAGCCUCAGCCGCAGUGUCAUGUCCUCACCCACCAACUCGGGCCUCUCCCAGUCCGCAGGUGCCUCCCCAAAAGCCAGCCAGUCAAAGAUCUCUGCAGUCAGCAAGCUCCUGCUGGCGAGUCCCAAGGCCCGCAGCCUGUCUGCCUCUGCCACCAAGACGCUCAGCUUCUCAACCAAGUCUUUGCCUCAGUCUGUGGGGCAGAGCUCCAGCUUGCCUCCGAGCGGGAAGAACAUGUCCUGGUCAACGCAGUCCCUCAGCAGAAACCGGGGCUCCAGCCUUGCUUCCAAAUUGCCUCUUCGGGCCGUCAACGGAAGGAUUUCAGAGCUGCUCCAAGGGAGCACUAGUGCCAGGGGCAUACAGCCGCGAGGAAGCUCAGAGGCAGACGAGCGCGGGGGCCUUCCAGGAGAUGAGAAGCCAGCUGUUCACAUGCUGCCUUCACCGUACAGCAAGAUCACCCCUCCUCGGAAACCUCACCGCUGCAGCAGCGGUCACGGGAGCGACAACAGCAGUGUCCUGAGCGGGGAGCUGCCCCCUGCCAUGGGGAAAACAGCCCUUUUCUACCACAGUGGAGGGAGCAGCGGCUACGAGAGCAUGAUGAGGGACAGCGAGGCGACGGGGAGCGCCUCUUCGGCACAGGACUCCAUGAGCGAGAACAGCAGCUCCACGAGCAGCAGGUGCCGAAGUCUCAAAAAUCCAAAGAAGCGAUCAAAUGCAGGUUCACAGAGACGGAGGCUUAUUCCAGCUUUAUCGCUUGAUACCACUUCCCCAGCAAGGAAGACUGCCAACAGCCCCGGGGUCCGUUGGGUGGAUGGGCCCCUGCGAAGUGGGCAGAGGGGGCUGGGAGAGCCCUUUGAGAUCAAGGUCUAUGAGAUAGAUGAUGUUGAGAGGCUCCAGCGGCGACGAGGUGGCGACAGCAAGGAAGUGAUAUGUUUCAAUGCCAAGCUGAAAAUCCUGGAGCAUCGCCAGCAGAGAAUUGCUGAGGUCAAGGCCAAGUACGAGUGGUUAAUGAGAGAACUGGAGGUCACCAAACAGUACCUGAUGCUGGAUCCUAAUAAAUGGCUCAGUGAAUUUGAUCUGGAGCAAGUAUUUGAGCUGGAUUCUCUGGAAUACCUGGAGGCCCUGGAAUGUGUGACUGAGCGUUUGGAAAACCGUGUCAACUUCUGCAAGGCCCAUCUCAUGAUGAUCACCUGUUUUGACAUCACCUCUAGACGCCGAUAAAGAACGAACCUCAAGAGAAUUUCAAUGCACAUCUCUGCCAUCCUCCUUUUCCCUUCUGAAUAGCAUCCCAAAGACAACAGAAUGAGGAUGAAGGUUGGAGUCAAGUCUCAACUGUGUGUAUGAGAGAUUUGCUUUACUAUAUGAAAGAGUAGUAUUAAAAAAAAAACAGGACGAGCAUGAAAAAUGGAGAUAUAAGGUUGUUGAUUCUCUUAGCCUAAAAGAGCACUUUGAGGAACCUUUAAGGACAUGUCUGUAAAUAAGAACUGCUGGCAGAAGACACUUCUUUCCCUGCGUUAGCUGAGGGAGGAGGAAAGGUGGUUGUAGGACUUCCAUUGAGAGGUUCAUUAAAAGAAAACCUAUCCAGAAAAACUGUUUAAGUGCCUUGCAAAUCUUUAUUAUCCAAACAUUUAUGUUCAUACUUUAUUGUGUACAGAUGGUGCUA
Messenger RNA from Tauraco erythrolophus (red-crested turaco), 5245 nucleotides. NCBI's taxonomy places the organism in Eukaryota, Metazoa, Chordata, Aves, Musophagiformes, Musophagidae. The record is from RefSeq and is a predicted model, not a curated record.